Spirodela intermedia is the source of this 1615-nucleotide messenger RNA. The record is from the annotation of a GenBank genome assembly. Lineage: Eukaryota; Viridiplantae; Streptophyta; Magnoliopsida; Alismatales; Araceae.
AUGGGGGGGAAGUGGGCGGCGCUGCGUUGGACCGUUGCGGCGGCGGUGGCGGUGGCGGUGUGGAGCGCGGUGGCGAUGACGGGGAGAGGGGAGCCGCAGGUGCCAUGCUACUUCAUCUUCGGGGACUCGCUGGUCGAUAAUGGCAACAACAACGGCAUCGCCUCCUUGGCCCGCGCCAACUACGCCCCCUACGGCAUCGACUUCCCCGACGGACCCACCGGCAGGUUCUCCAACGGCAAGACCACCACCGAUGUCGUAGGUGAACCCUCCUCUCUCUCACUGUCUCACUCGUCCCUCCUCCCUUCCUCUCUCCUAUCAGGAUCUUAACGAGGUGUGUGAUUCCUCAGCGUACUUGUAUUGUUACGUCGUGACGGAGAGAGGUAAAGAUUGAUGGGAGAGAGAGAGAGAGAGAGAGAGAGAGAGAGAGAGAGAGAGAGAGAGAGAGAGAGACACAGCAUCUAACACUACUUGUGGAACUCUCAGCUGAACUCUUGGGGUUCGACAGUUACAUCCCACCGUUUGCGACCACGAGAGGAGACGCCAUUCUCACCGGCGUGAACUUCGCUUCCGCCGCUGCCGGCAUCCGGGAGGAGACCGGCCAGCAGCUGGUAAGCCCUCUUCAUCUACUCCCCUCUCGCCGCCGGAGAAAUCUUCGGCUCAUCUCUCACCAUCUACUUCAUCUGAUCGACAGUUCUUGUAGGGGGCCCGCAUAAGCUUCACUGGGCAGUUGCAGAACUAUCAGUCAACUGUCUCCCAGGUGGUCAACCUCCUGGGAGACGAGAAUUCCGCCGCCGAUUACCUGAGCAAGUGCAUCUACACCGUCGGUAUGGGCAGCAACGACUACCUGAACAACUACUUCAUGCCGGCGAUUUACUCCACCAGCCGCCGGUACAGUCCCGAGGAAUACGCCGACGUACUCGUUGACGACUACACGGACCAGCUAAGGGUUGGUGAAACUUCACGAGAGUCCUACCAUUGACUUUCGGUUUGGUACGGAUCUGAUCCCCUCGGUGCUGACCGCAGACCCUCUACAACUACGGGGCGAGGAAGGUGGCGGUGAUAGGAGUGGGACAGAUCGGGUGCACCCCCAACCAGCUCGCCCAGCUAAGCUCCAAUGGCGUCACCUGCGUGGACAGGAUCAACAGCGCCAUCGAGAUCUUCAACAGGAAGCUGAUAUCCAUGGUUGACGGCUUCAACGCCAACCUCGACGGCGCCAAGUUCACCUACAUCGACUCCUACGGCAUGUUCCGCGACGUCCUGGCGAAUCCCGCCGCUUACGGUGAUAAAUCAUUAUCAUCAUCAUCUUCUUCUUCGUUAUGAGAGAAAACCGAGAUUAAAGCGUACGGACGUGAUCUUUUCGCAGAAUCUGAUCUGUGUCUGGUUUUUUGCAGGAUUCGACGUGACGAACGCGGGGUGCUGCGGGGUCGGUCGGAACAACGGGCAGAUAACGUGCCUCCCGUUCCAGACGCCAUGCGGCGACCGGAAGAAGUACCUCUUCUGGGACGCCUUCCACCCCUCGGAGGCGGGCAACGAGGUCUUCGGCCGGAGAUCUUACAGCGCCGGGUCGCCUACGGAUGUGCACCCCGUCGACAUCCGCCGCCUUGCACAGCUGUGA